CCCGGACCUCCGCCCGGGUCUGCCUGCUGGAAGACCGGAAGUCCCGGAGCCCGCGGCGUUGCGCAUCUGAAGUCGGUGAGCGCAGGGCCCAGGGGAUCAGAGCCGCUUUCUGCUCCCAGCGUACAGAGAGCGGCUUCUCAGCCUCUGCAGCGGCUUGGACAACAGCCACAAGACCGUGUGGCGCUCGAGUGCGCAGAACUGCACCAUGGACGCACUCACUGAAGCAAAUGGAACCUUUGCCAUCCGUCUUUUAAAGAUACUGUGUGAAGAAAACCCUUCACACAAUGUGUUUUUUUCUCCCCUGAGCAUCUCCUCUGCCCUGGCCAUGGUCUUCCUGGGGGCAAAAAGAAACACCGCUGCCCAGAUGGCCCAGGCUCUUUCUUUAAACAUGGAGGAAGAUAUUCACCAAGGUUUCCAGUCACUUCUUACUGAAGUUAACAAACCUGGCACUCAGUACUUACUCAGAACAGCCAACAGGCUCUUUGGAGAAGAGACAUAUGAUUUCCUCUCAACAUUUAAGGAAUCCUGCCUUCAGUUCUACCACGCUGAGCUGGAGCAGCUCUCCUUUGCCAAAGCUCCAGAGAGGUCCAGGAAACAGAUAAACACUUGGGUCUCCAAAAAGACUGAAGGUAAAAUUCAAGAGUUGUUGCCAGGUUACUCAAUCGAUCCACAGACCAGGCUGGUUUUUGUCAAUGCCAUCUAUUUCAAAGGAAGGUGGAAUGAAGAGUUUAAUAAAACAUACACAAGGAAAAUGCCUUUUAAAAUAAACCAGAAGGAGCAAAAACCAGUGCAGAUGAUGUUUCAGGAAGCUACGUUUAAAAUCACUUACGCAAAGGAGGUGCAGGCCCAGGUCCUGGAGAUGCCCUAUGCCGGGGAAGAGCUGAGUAUGGUCAUUCUGCUCCCCGAUGACAACGUGGAUCUCAGCACGGUGGAAAAGAAUCUCACUUUUGAGAAAUUUGUAGCCUGGACCAAGCCAGACUGUAUGAGCAGCACUGAAGUUGAAGUCCUCCUUCCAAGAUUUACACUGGAAGAAGAUCAUGACAUGGAAUCUGUACUUCAAAAUUUGGGGGUAGUUGAUGCCUUUCAGCAGGACAAGGCAGACUUUUCUGCCAUGUCGGCUGGGACAGACCUGUUCCUGUCCAAGUUUGUGCACAAGUCCUUCUUGGAGGUCAACGAGGAGGGCACGGAGGCUGCUGCUGCCUCAGCUGCGGUGAUUGUGGAGUGCUGCCUGGAGGCCGGGCCCCGGUUCUGCACGGACCACCCUUUCCUAUUCUUCAUCAGGCACAACGCAGCCAACAGCAUCCUGUUUUGUGGCAGGUUUUCCUCUCCAUGAGGGAGCACUUACCAAGCAUGUGAGCAAGCCUUCUUUCUGUGUCCCCAGCCCUACUCUGAAGCCCAGGGCAGGCACCUCACCAGCACAAAGGAUCUACCAGCACCAUUUCAUUGUGGCCCUGCUCUGUCUCCACACGCCAACCACACUCUUACACAACUCAGUCAGGAUCAGGGACAAGGGGCCUUAUUGACUCCCUGCUGUAUUUAAGAUGCAGUCCAGAUCACGGAGGACGCUUGCAAAGCUUUCCUGUGUGGCCCCAAACUUGUUCUCCACCCAUUCCGUGUACAAUCCAUUCUAGCCGCUCUGUGCUCGUCCUUGUAUCUCAGAUUUUAUCACUUAUUUGCCCUAACCGUUUCAGUCGUAAUAAAUGCUGUUAGGUAUUACUAUUUUAUUGUUGUGUGUGGACUUUUUAAAAAGUUACUUUAAUGCACAUUUUUAUUUUAUUAUUUUUCAGCAUUCAUGCAUCAUCAGGUAUGUGCCAAACACUGCAUUAGGCACUGGGGACUAGAGGUCUUGUCCUUUGACACCUAGCUUUAAUGUGUAGCUCUUAUGACAACCAGCUUGAGCUCUUUGUGAUUGUUAAGGUUGUAUGUCAACUUGGCUAGGCCAUGAUUCUCAGUAAUUUGGCAGUUGUAUAAUAAUGUAAUGACUUUAUGAUGAGAUCUGAUAUAAUGUGAUCACCUCCAUCAUGGGAUCUGCCAUGAGUAGCCAAUGACUUGAAAGGGAGUUUCCUUUUGGUGUGGCCUGCAUCCAGUGUAGGCGGACUUUCUGUCAAGGCUCGCAGGCUUUUGCUGGCUCCAGAUCCUGUAACAGGCUCCAAUGCAUCUUACCUCUGGUUCUUAGGACUUGAGCUAGCAGCUUGCCUGCCAGUCUUAGGAUUCUCAGCUCUGUGGUCUGGAUUUUGGGUUUGGCAGCCCCUGCAGCUGUGUGAAUCGGGAGAAGCCUCUAGCCUGACUCACAGACUUGGGACUUUCCAGCCUCCACAACCACAUGAGCCAUUUCCUUUAUAUAAAUCUCUCUCUGGUUUUGCUUCUCUAGAGAACCCAGCCUAAGACAUUUGGUACCAAGAGUGGUUCUAGAGGAACAAAAUUGUACAUAUAAGCUUUCUCAAUUGGUUCUCAGGUCUGGUUAUUCUUAAAGAUGUUGAUGACUCUGCUUCUGGUACCAAAAAGGGCACUGCUUAUCUGUGACGUGAGGUGGCAAUAGAAAUAUGCAAAAUAUCAUCACCAAUAGAUUAGGUAUUGGUAAGAGACAAGGCUCUGGGUGAUUGUAUGUUUGAUACUUUUCUACAAUUUUGACAUAAUGAGAGGUAUCAGGAAACUGAUUGGUUGGUCCUACUUUCACUAGACGAAGUGGUGAAAGAAAAGAUGAACUCAGGGCUUCAAAGUCAAAGCUCAAGCACUGCAUAAAUGACCUCAAAGUUUCCACUUGUGCCUUGAAAGAAAGCCUUAUUUCUUAUGGUAACAGAGCAGAUAUUGCCAAAAACCAAACCCAGAGUCUUAUCAUAAGAGUGGCUGAAUUACAAGGCCAACUGAAUUCCCAACCUUGAGUGGUGUCUGAAGUUAAAGUGAGGGCAUUGAUUGGGAAGAAAUGGAAUCUUGAAACUUGGAAUGGAGACAUAUGCGCAGAUAAUCAGGAAACUGGGGACACUGAGCACCUAAAUUCCAUUGAAUCAGCCCUGCCAAAAGACCAUGCCCUCUCAUUCCCAUCUGAAGAAAUUACGCCAUCUUUGUCUGUUAAGCCCCCCUCCUCAGUAAAACCAUUAGCCCCUAAACCCACAUCUGAUGAGAUUAACCCAACUGUGUCUGAAGAAACUUUGAGUCAUUGCCUGGGUCAUUGUCUGAGGCAGAUGCCUUACAAGACAGUGCUAAAUGUUCUCAAAACCCAUUUUGGCUUCUAGACCUAUAACUAGACUUAAGUCCCAGCAAGCCCCAAAAGGUGACCUAGGAGGAGGUAUGCUAUGCUCCCAAAAAAACUGCUUGUCUUUUCUAAUACAUACAUACAGAAACCUGGGGAAUAUGUGCGGGAAUGGCUAUUAAGGGUGUGGGAUAAUGGUGCAAGGAACAUAAAGAUGGGUCAGUCUGUGCUUAUUGAUAUGGGCCCACUAAACACAGAUUUUUCCUUCAGUGUUUCAGCUCAAGAGGCUGGAAAAGAAUAAU
Molecule: messenger RNA, 3492 nt
Organism: Loxodonta africana (African savanna elephant)
Lineage: Eukaryota; Metazoa; Chordata; Mammalia; Proboscidea; Elephantidae
Gene: SERPINB9
Product: serpin family B member 9
Exons: 7
Coding region: 206-1333 (375 amino acids)
Cellular component (GO): cytoplasm
Molecular function (GO): serine-type endopeptidase inhibitor activity
Source: RefSeq, a predicted model, not a curated record